Molecule: messenger RNA, 4642 nt
Organism: [Torrubiella] hemipterigena
Lineage: Eukaryota; Fungi; Ascomycota; Sordariomycetes; Hypocreales; Clavicipitaceae
Source: the annotation of a GenBank genome assembly
CUGCUGCUUGCUUCGAACUCGCGGCUUUCUUGACUCGACUGUAAAUGUUGUGGAAGAAAAUUUUCGUUUACCUUUCGAUUUGCCAAUACUGGAGGCUAUUUCGACGCUGAUACCGGCUAUUGCAUAGUCUGCUGGUGCUGGUACCGGGUUUGGUGUUGUACAGCUUUCUCACCAUCUGCUGACUCGCCAUUCGAUGCCAUUGGCAGGGCCUUCUGAUUAGCCAUCGGUAAAGUGUAGCCUUGCUUCUUCUGCCCUUGUUUCCCUACAAGCCGCCGAUAGCCUGCAGUACGCUGUUGCGACGCUGGCGUCACUGACUGGACCCCAGUUUAGUAGGAGCUCGUGCCGCCGCAUUGUUGUCACCGUCAUCACCACACAACUUGCUGCUUUGCGUCUACAUUGCAAUCCUCCCUAUACAUUCCCCUAUUAUCUGUCAUGAGAUAGAUAUCCAAAACUUCAGGCUACCACGUCUCAUUAUUAUACACAAUGGACAAGCUCCAUCCUGCCGGCGUCGGGUCACAACCGCGACCUCGGCGGAUGGUCUUGAGCUUCGGCGUCACCCUGCUCCUCCUUACACUGGCAGGUUACUGCAUGAUAGCGUUUGAAUAUUCGACAGGGACCUUCAAUGUCCACAAGAACGCUUUAUUCAGUGUCAUCAACGGCCACGGCGCAACCUCCAACACGUCAGAGAAAGCUCCUGAAGUGGACGUUACCGGCGACCGAUUUGCGCUGCACCCCUUGCAACACAUUCUGCGCAAGCCCAAGACGCUAAAGUUUGAUUGGAAUAUUACAAAAGCCAAGCAUAGCCCGGACGGUGUUUUGAAAGACGUCUACUUGAUCAAUGGACUCUUUCCAGGCCCGACCAUCGAAGCUCGAUCUGGCGACGAACUCGAAAUACAUGUAACGAAUAAUAUUGAAGACGAUGACCACGAUGGAAUCUCUGUGCAUUGGCACGGACUAUCCAUGAAAGGCGCAAACCACAUGGAUGGUGCUGUGGGCAUCACACAAUGCACAAUUGCCCAGAACGGCAGCUUUACGUAUAAAUUUAAAGUACAAGAUGAUGACCAUGGGACGUUUUGGUACCACGCGCAUUCUGCUGUCAAGCGAGCAGACGGUUUGUUUGGCGGCCUCGUAGUCCAUAAGCCGGCGGGCGCAGAAGCUAAAGAGGGCGACCUUACGAAAUAUAAAUACGACGCCGAACGAUUGUUUCUCAUUGGAGACUGGCACCAUCUCCAAGCCAGCGACGUUUUGGAAUGGUAUAAAGAUCCAGGGCACUUCGGCCUCGAGCCGGCCCCGGAAUCGCUACUUAUCAAUGGCGAAGGCUCGUUCAACUGCUCCAAUGCCAACGACGUUCAGGAUGUCAAGUGCGCAGCCAAGCCAGUCCCGAGCUUCCAAGUCCACGGACAGAAAGCUGUACGAUUGCGUGUCAUUAAUACAGGAGCUUCUGCAGGCUACUCGCUACAACUAGGCCAGGGCAGUAUGCGCGUCAUCACUGUUGAUGGCGGCGGCGCUGUGCAGAAUGCCCCAGCUGCCUCGGCGGUAGGCGUCCUCUACCCAGGCGAGCGCAUGGAUGUACUGCUAGAGCACAGCGAAGCUAGAAAUAUUGACACGAAUUUGACCGUCAUUCUUGACGAAGAAAUCAUGCCGCUGAUGAACCCGGCACUGACGCCGACCCAACAUUUUCCCUUCCGCUGGGAGCGAACCGACAAGACAAAGAGGGGUUUUGAGUCUGUUACAGCGCGCGAGGAAGUUGUCAAGCAAUUCGAUCUACAAGACGCCCAAGGCGAGCCCAUAGAUGCCAAGUCCAGCGUCCACAAGAAGCCACCCCAUGCGGCGCUCUUCUAUUCGACCAUUGAUAUCCGCGCCACGCAGAAUAACGAGCCAGUUGGCAAUGUCAACCACACAUCAUGGAUUCUCGCUGACCCUGCUGCUAAACCACUGCUAGCACUAGACCGCACGCAGUGGGACGGCGUGACCAAGCAGCCCAGCUCGAGGCAAAAGUUUCACGUGCCGUUCUUCCCUGAGGGCGAAUGGAUCGACAUUGUAGUCAACAAUGGCGACGAUAAAGGUCACCCGUUUCACAUUCACGGCUUUGACUUUUACGUCGUCUCCACGGCCAUCAGCGAACUUGGCCAGUGGUACAAUCCCUUUGACCCCGACAACAAGGACUACCAGGUACAAAAGUUCUCGACACAGACGGCUCUUCGCAAAGACACGGUCCACGUCCCGUCGAGGGGCCAUGCUAUUCUGCGCUUCAAGAUGGACAAUGUCGGCCUCUGGCUGAUGCACUGUCACGUCCUCUGGCAUCAAGCUAUUGGUAUGGGCAUUGUGCUGCAAGUCGGUAAUUCUACGCAAGCCACGAUGGAUAAAGCAAGCGCAAGCUGCACGAAGUGAUGACCAUAUAUGCCUACACGCAUGCAUACAACUGUAUAUAUAUAUAUAUACGCAUAUAUUCUAGUAUUUUAAAUUCAUAUUUACAUAAAUACCCAAGUUUAAACCAUUUCUAUAUGACACUUCGGCCUCGUCUCCAUGUCUACUGUUCUGUGUGUUUAAGCCUUGUUUUCCAGCUUAAACGAACGCAACUGGCCCUUCCAUCCAUUCACACUAUCCAAAGGCGCCUCGAGGGCCAUCUUUUCGUAGCGGAUGCUCUCGUGGUGAAUACCCAUCUUGGUCUUAAACUCCUCCUGGUUGGCGUUACCACCGACACGCGCCACCGAAGCAUACGUGCGGUCACCGUUACCAGUGAUCUUUAUCUCGACCCAUUCGUUUCGCGGCACGGCCAGGCUGGUGCGGUAAUAGUUGCCGUUGGUGUUAAAGGUCAGGUUGGGCGUCAGCUUGAGGAUCGUGUCACGGCCCUCAACCAAGGUAGCGUCGUUGGCAUCGCCCUGCACACCCGCAAUAUUGACGACCAUAGUCAGCGUGUAGUCGCGGCCCUUGGAGCUCAGCGGCGUGUCCAGCGAGCAGUCCGACGUCAACUGAAGUGCAUUAUCCUUGACCCGGCACUUUGUCUCGCCGUGGUACUCGUUGCCCGAGGUGUCACGAACCACGCCACCGGAGACGCCGCUGGCAAAGGAGUAAUCCAGAAUUGUGGUGCCCUUGGACUCGAUAUGGCGAUCGAGGUUCUGCGCGGGGAUGUUGCGGAUCAGCUUGCUAAAGGUCUUGUCAAAGGCAUCUGCGGUCAGGCUGCCGCCCCAGUACUUGUCGCCAAAGGCAGGGAUGCUGUCGCGCCAAGCGUAGUAGGACUCGAGCUGGGUCGUGGCGUUGGGGCCAAAGUCGUUCCAGAUGGGGGCAAUUGCACCAAGCACGCGCUUCUCAUCCUUGGCAGCAUUGUCAGAGACCUUCUUCUGGUUCAGGAUGUUGGGGUACCAGGGUCCAUUGUUGGCAGGGUCGCUGUGGAAGGUCUGUUUUAUGUCCAAGUGCUGCGGGUAGCUGGCGGACCACUUGCUGACCACGUAGAGGUUGUCGUUGGAGUUGGCCACGUCGUAGCCGUUUUGGAUGUAAUCCUUGAGAGGGUUGUCCUCAAAGUACUCCCAGUGCUGCACGGACACGUCCUUGCUGAUGUUGUUCUUGUACGACGACUUGGGCGGGAACGUGCCCCAGAUGCGCACUGCCUUGCCCGACUCGGCCUUGAUGAACUUGUUCAUCUCGUUGACAAAGUAGUUGUAGUCCUCAGCCGGGCCCGUGUACUCGUCGGCGCCAAUUGACACCACCUUGCUCUUGAACCAGGGCAGAAACUCCUUCCAGAUGAGCUGCAGGGAGGGCAGUGUGUCCUUGUGCUUGAUGUUGAGCAGCGACUGGUCGCCGGGGUACGCAAUCUGAGGGCGCCAACGGACAAUGCGCAGCGCGUGGCCGGGUGCCUCAAUCUCAGGAAGCACAGUGACACCGCGAGAAGCGCAGUGAGACUGGAAGUCGUCAAACUGCUCGCGCGUGUAGGACUCGUUGCGUGGCGAGGAGAGGCCUGCCAGGUCCUUGUUGUCGGACCAGAGGCGGAACCAGGCGCCGAGGUCGUCGGUCUGCUGCUUGGAGAACUUGGGGUCGGUGUUGAGGUUGUCGCUCAGGUGCAGGUGGAAGACGUUUUGCUUGAAGUAGCUCAUGUACGAGCAAAUCUCCUUGAUGAAGGAUGGCGAGUAGUAUGCACGGCCGCCGUCAAGCAUCAUGCCACGAGUCGCCCAGCCAGGGCUGUCCUGGCCGCGGCCGUAGGGGACGCCCACAGUAUCUAUGUCGGCAUUGUUGAUGGUAGCUUGCUGGAGGACGGUACGCGUACCCCACCAGGCUCCAAGAGGGCUGGCACCUUCAAUAAAGACACCAGACGAGUUGGUCGUGAGGGUGUAUCCCUCUGAUGUAGGACGGCCAGCGGCAUCCAGAUACUUGCCAGUCUUGUCGAUGGUCAGGUAGAUGGCGUUGGAGCCACUGCUGCCCUGCUUGACGGGGAUGUUGUAGCCGUGAACAUCCUUGAGGUCCUUGGCGAAGGUGUUGGCAAACUCGAGGAGGGUGGGCGGGAUGAGCGUCGAGCCCUGUUCGUCUUUUGCGCUGGCAUAUUUGGCGUCCACAAUGAUGCUGUGGAUGUUUUCAAAGUCGUAAAACUUGGCCGGAGAGGCGGCUGUGAAGGGGGCCGUCGGGAUGGUGUUGAGAUCGCCUGCGGCUC